Molecule: messenger RNA, 1113 nt
Organism: Debaryomyces hansenii CBS767
Lineage: Eukaryota; Fungi; Ascomycota; Pichiomycetes; Serinales; Debaryomycetaceae
Gene: LYS1
Product: saccharopine dehydrogenase (NAD+, L-lysine-forming)
Exons: 1
Coding region: 1-1113 (370 amino acids)
Cellular component (GO): cytoplasm
Molecular function (GO): saccharopine dehydrogenase (NAD+, L-lysine-forming) activity
Source: RefSeq, a predicted model, not a curated record
AUGUCAAGCCCUGUUACUUUACAUUUAAGAGCCGAAACCAAGCCAUUGGAAGCUAGAGCUGCUUUAACUCCCUCAACUACUAAGCAAUUAUUAGAUGCUGGGUUUAAGGUAUAUGUUGAAAAGAGUUCCCAAUCAACAUUUGAUGCUGAUGAAUAUGAAAAGGUUGGUGCUACCAUUGUACCAGAAGGAUCUUGGAAGGAAGCUCCUAAAGACAGAAUAAUUUUUGGAUUAAAGGAAUUACCAGAAGACGAAACCUUCCCAUUAGUACAUGAACACAUUCAAUUUGCUCAUUGUUAUAAAGACCAAGGUGGAUGGAAAGAUGUUUUAAGGAGGUUUCCAGAAGGUAAAGGUACCUUAUAUGAUUUAGAAUUUUUGGAAAAUGAUCAAGGUAGAAGAGUUGCAGCCUUUGGAUUUUACGCAGGCUUUGCAGGUGCUGCCAUUGGGGUAAUGGAUUGGGCUUUCAAGCAAACCCACUCUGAUAAUGAAGAUUUACGUGGAGUCACCCCAUACCCAAAUGAAGAUGAAUUAAUUGCUGAUGUCAAGAAGGUGCUAGAUGAAGCAUUGAAAAAGAAUGGAGGUGAAUACCCACAAUGUUUAGUCAUUGGUGCUUUAGGUAGAUGUGGAUCUGGUGCUCUUGACUUCUUCAAGAAGGUUGGCAUUCCAGAUGAAAAGCUCAUUAAAUGGGAUAUGAAAGAAACUGCUAAAGGUGGACCAUUCCAAGAAAUUGUUCAAUCUGACAUAUUCGUCAACUGUAUUUACUUAUCCCAACCAAUUCCACCAUUUAUCGAUUACGAAGGCUUAAAUGUUCCUGACAGAAAAUUGAGAACCAUCGUUGAUGUCUCUGCUGAUACUACUAACCCUCACAACCCAAUUCCUGUCUACAGUAUUGCAACUGUCUUUAAUGAUCCAACAGUCCCAGUUGAAACUAGUGCCGGUCCAAAAUUGUCCGUCUGCUCAAUUGACCACUUACCUUCAUUGUUACCAAGAGAAGCCUCAGAAUUCUUUGCUAAGGACUUAAUGCCUUCAUUGCUAGAAUUACCAAAUAGAGAUACUUCUCCUGUUUGGGUCAGAGCUAAGCAAUUGUUUGACAAACACGUUGCCAGAUUAGAUUGA